Molecule: messenger RNA, 1675 nt
Organism: Rhinopithecus roxellana (golden snub-nosed monkey)
Lineage: Eukaryota; Metazoa; Chordata; Mammalia; Primates; Cercopithecidae
Gene: R3HCC1
Product: R3H domain and coiled-coil containing 1
Exons: 9
Coding region: 1-1497 (498 amino acids)
Molecular function (GO): nucleic acid binding
Source: RefSeq, a predicted model, not a curated record
AUGUCUGCCAAACACGCCCUCUCCCGUUCCUGCGUUAUCUCCCCCAGGCCGCGCGAUGGCGCUGCGUCUCCGCAGCGGCUCGGGCCUCUCUGGGGCGCUCAGGCGCGCUGGCCCCUGGGGACGCCGAGGGCGGCUGCAACGCGCAGAGAGGCCGUGGCUCUCCCACCUGCCACCCUGGCCCUUCUCUGCUUGGACGGUGUCUUCCUCUCCUCAGCUGAGAAUGACUUCGUCCACCGGAUCCAGGAGGAACUGGACCGCUUUCUGCUGCAGAAGCAGCUGUCAAAGGUUCUUCUUUUCCCCCCACUCUCCAGUCGCCUCCGGUACCUGAUCCAUAGAACAGCAGAGAAUUUUGAUCUCUUGAGCAGCUUCUCCGUUGGGGAGGGCUGGAAGAGGAGAACGGUCAUCUGUCACCAGGACAUCAGGGUACCCAGUUCAGAUGGCCUCUCUGGCCCCUGCCGCCCUCCUGCCUCCUACCCCAGCAAGUACCACGGUCCUCGGCCCACCUCCAACCAAGGAGCAGCUGCAGUUCCCCGAGGUGGCCGGGCUGGCCGGUGGUAUCGUGGACGCAAGCCAGACCAGCCUUUGUAUGUGCCCCGGGUGCUGCGCAGGCAGGGAGAAUGGGGGCUGACCUCUACCUCGGGGCUCAAGGGAGAGGCCCCAGCUGGCAGGGACCCAGAAGAGCCUGGAGAUGUUGGUGCUGGAGACCCCAACUCUGAUCAGGGACUCCCUGUGCUGAUGACUCAGGGAACAGAGGACCUAAAGAGCCCAGGACAAAGGUGUGAGAAUGAGCCACUGCCGGACCCUGUUGGCCCUGAGCCCCCGGGGCCUGAGAGUCAGUCAGGGAAGGGAGACAGGGUGGAGACGGCCACACAGUUUGGGUCCACCCUGCAGCUAGACCUGGAAGAGGGGAAGGAGAGUCUGCUGGAGAAGAGGCUAGUGGCAGAGGAGGAAGAGGACGAAGAGGAGGUGGAAGAGGACGGCCCCAGCAGCUGCUCGGAAGACGAUUACACUGAGCUGCUGCAGGAGAUCACAGACAACCUGACGAAGAAGGAGAUUCAGAUAGAGAAGAUCCACUUGGACACGUCCUCCUUUGUAGAGGAACUGCCUGGAGAGAAGGACCUUGCCCACGUGGUAGAGAUCUAUGACUUUGAACCAGCGCUCAAGACGGAGGACCUGCUGGCAACGUUUUCUGAGUUCCAAGAGAAGGGGUUCAGGAUUCAGUGGGUGGAUGAUACUCAUGCACUCGGCAUCUUUCCCUGUCUGGCCUCAGCUGCUGAAGCUCUGACCCGGGAGUUCUCGGUGCUCAAGAUCCGGCCCCUCACGCAGGGAACCAAGCAGUCAAAGCUCAAAGCCUUGCAGAGGCCAAAACUCCUGCGUCUGGUGAAGGAGAGGCCACAGACAAAUGUGACCGUGGCCCGGAGGCUGGUGGCCCGGGCCCUGGGACUCCAACACAAAAAGAAAGAGCGGCCUGCUGUCCGGGGUCCGCUGCCGCCCUGAGGCCUGGAGACCCAGCUGGCCUGGAUCUGCGCCCUGAUGUAGCUGGUGCCCCAACACCAUAAGCCUUCACAGAUGCCAGAGCAGCCCCGCGCCACCCUCAAGCUUCACCAUGGGGUGUGGUGGGCUUUAGUUUAGUCUCAGAAAUGAAGAAAUAAAAACUCACAUUGUUCUAAUGUGA